This is a messenger RNA of Trematomus bernacchii (emerald rockcod), 1383 nucleotides long. Its product is annotated as zinc finger protein 665-like. The annotation marks the transcript as partial. NCBI's taxonomy places the organism in Eukaryota, Metazoa, Chordata, Actinopteri, Perciformes, Nototheniidae. Gene Ontology annotation, biological process: regulation of transcription by RNA polymerase II. The transcript is spliced from 3 exons. The record is from RefSeq and is a predicted model, not a curated record. Gene Ontology annotation, molecular function: RNA polymerase II cis-regulatory region sequence-specific DNA binding; DNA-binding transcription factor activity.
GUAGCAGCAGUGAUCAGUCUGUCUCCAGUUAGCUGUAUAACAAAGUCCUGAGGAAACACAGCGGCCUCCCAAGGAACAGCCUGCCUGUCUGCCUCAUUUCAGAGUGGGUUAUUGAAGCCGAAGCCUGGUGCUUCAGUCCGGGAAGACUGCAGAGAGUCCUCCCCUGUAUUCCUCCGCUACGGUCUGGGAACAGCAUCUAUCUCCACUCUUGCUGUAACCAUGUUAAUGUCCCUCUGUGGGACCAAUAAAGGACUUCUGAUUCUGCGGACAGACAGAAGAGAGGGGGGAGGGGCGGGUUGAAAUGCGGCCUUCUUCUUUUCCCGAAGAGUCCUCUUCCUCGCAGUCCACCGUAUCCCAGGAUGCAAGCGCGCCAGUAACGAGGAAACAAAGAAAAUGUCGGUCCGGUCUCAGAGAGAAAGCAGCACGUGAGGAGUAACUGAUAAACGAAAAUUCUGGAGGACCGUGUCUGCUGGGGAAUGAGCUGCCACCCACACAGGACCCCCCUUGGUGAUAUUGUCUUAUCAUAUACACAACUACGGUGUAGUUAUGCCAUGCAAACACGUCCAGCAGCUGGUGGUGGUUAAAGAAGAGGUUCCCCCUGAGCAGCAGGAGUGGAGCUCCAGUCUGGACCAGGAGGACCCAGAGCCCCCCCCACACAUUAAAGAGGAACAGGAGGAACUCUGGAGCAGUCAGGAGGGAGAGCAGCUUCAAGGGCUGGAGGAGGCUGAUAUCACCAAGUCCACAUUCACUCCUGUCCCUGUGAAGAGUGAAGAUGAUGAAGAAAAACCUCAGUCCUCUCAGCUUCAUCAAAGACAAACUGAACACCUGGAAACAGAAGCUGAUGGAGAGGACUGUGGAGGACCAGAACCAGCCAGGAACUCAGAUCCAGAGAGACAUUUACAACCUGAGACUGAGGACUACCCUGGAGACUCUUCUGAACCUGACACUGAAGACAGUGCUGAUUGGAUGGAAACCAGAGAACCAGGUUCAAACUCUCAGGAAAAUAAACAAAACCCUGUCAGUGAAUCAAGACGUAGUGCAGGAGAGAAACCAUUUGGCUGCUCUUUUUGUGAGAAAACAUUUACACAGAGAGGACAUUUAAAUCGGCACAUGAGAGUCCACACAGGAGAGAAACUAUUCAGCUGCACAAUUUGUAAGAAAUAUUUUGCAGAAAGAGGAAAAUUAAAUCAGCACAUGCGUAUCCACACAGGAGAGAAAACAUUUGGCUGCUCUUUGUGUGGGAAAGAUUUUCGCCGCAAGUCAAAUCUAAAAGUACACAUGAGAAUCCACACAGGAGAGAAACCAUUCAUCUGCACAAUUUGUGUCAAAAGAUUCACCUGGAGUCAUCAUAUCAAAUUACAUAAGUGUGUUGGUCGUCAGUCC